UUGCUUUCACAUUUGGAAAAUGUGUCUCCGUCAUUUGCAUUUGUCAUAGUUUAUCAGUUUUAUCUUUGCGUAUUAAUUUUCGGCCGUAUUUUUUUUAUUUUAUAUACUAACAAAUUACUGGCCAUCCUUAAUUAUUAUCACUCUCUUCAUCCCAUAGAAAUUGUAUCUGAGCGACUCAUCUGUAUCAGCAUGUCAAUGGAGCACGAAAAAUCUAAGGACGUCCUAACGGGUGCUGUAGAAGCAAAGAGAACAACCUCAUCAAUAGAAGACAAACAUUUCGGUUUAAUUAAUGAGAAAGGUGACCAUAAUGUCAAUUGUGAUUCUGCUGUACACAAUGCUACGAAGGCACUGUUAGCUAAUGAGUCGGGCGCACAAACAGGUUCUUUUCCUGAACCUAGAAGUCAUCCUUCUGCUUUAAAGAAUCCACAAACCAUUGAAAACAAUGAGGAUGGUAGUAGCACACAAAAGCGAACUGAAUCUCCAGAUAGUGAAAUAGUUGUCAUUGAUGACUUAGAUGAACGACAAAGCAUUGGAUCGGGUUUGGAUUCAGAUAUUGAAGAUAACAUCAGUGACGUAGGUGAACCUCUGAGUGCAUCAAAUGUAAAGCAAUACGAUCCUAGUAUUGAUGACAAAUUACCAGACACGGUUACUCUACUAACUACUCCUGAUGGUGGAAAAGUUUACCUUGUGGGAACUGCACACUUCAGUCUUGAAAGUCAGAAUGAUGUUUCAAAGAUUAUUCAAGCUGUGCAGCCUCACAUAGUAGUAGUUGAACUGUGCAAAUCGAGAGUUCAUAUUUUACAACUCGAUGAACAGACCAUACUUGAGGAGGCGCAGAAUCUUAGUUUUCAAAAAGUUCUCGAUACGAUUCAGCAGAAUGGAUUGUAUAAUGGUCUCAUGUAUCUUCUUUUACUUACUGUUUCCGCAAGACUUACGAAAGAAUUAGGAAUGGCACCAGGUGGUGAAUUUCGUACAGCAUUUGCCGAGGUAAAAAAAAUUCCAAACUGCCUGAUUCACAUGGGUGAUCGUUCAAUCAGUAUAACCAUUCAGCGUGCACUGAGUUUCUUAUCCUGGCGGCAAACCCUUAAGUUAGUAUGGCAUUUGCUAACAUCACGAGAUUGCAUUACCAAGGAAGACAUCGAGCGUUGUAAACGUCGGGAUCUCCUCGAGGAGACCCUGGCCGAAAUGACCGGAGAGUUCCCAGCACUGGGUGAAGUUUUCGUCAAGGAACGUGACAUCUAUCUAACGCAUUCUCUUCAGCUGGCCUGUCUACCUCAACGUACACCAAAUGGAUUGACCCCAACUCGAGUCGUAGGUGUCGUCGGCAUUGGUCACGCGCCAGGUAUUGUACAAUACUGGGGAAAGGUGAAGCCGUCGGAGAUCGCUCCUAUUCUAAGAAUACCACCGCCCUCGCUCUCCAGUAAAAUACUGCGACUGACCAUCAAGGCAUCCUUAGUAGGAGCAGUCAUCUACGUAGGUUACAAAAUCAUUCCAUUGCCAUCCGGAGUAACUUUCCAAUCAGUCAAGUCGUCGGUCGAGGGACUUUUGAAGGUCAGUGCUACCCGAUAGAAAAACACAUCAUUUUCGUCCUUGGCGCUGCGAUAACUGGCCGCCGCAUUUUUAUCAAAGAGGAUCCUUUUCUUUUAUUUCUCUGCUGCUUAAUCCUGAAGU
Cephus cinctus (wheat stem sawfly) is the source of this 1671-nucleotide messenger RNA. Its product is annotated as traB domain-containing protein. The transcript is spliced from 7 exons. NCBI's taxonomy places the organism in Eukaryota, Metazoa, Arthropoda, Insecta, Hymenoptera, Cephidae. The record is from RefSeq and is a predicted model, not a curated record. The coding region runs from base 190 to 1569 and encodes 459 amino acids.